AUGCCUCGUCUUUGGCUAAACACAUUUACAAGAAACCGUACAGCACCUGCAUCAUCUGGACAAGAUGACCUUCUUCACAGUUCGCCCUUAUCAACACAUGAAGAGUCGGCAUCUAAGCAGAAACAGCCACUAACGGAAGCCGGAAAGGAUGAUCAUGAGCUAAGAGAUGGUUCGAGCUCAGCCUCCACUCAAUAUUCCAUGAAACGUCUUACUCCCCGCUCGCAUGCCUUGGAAAGUCUGGCAUCUUCGCUUCCACAGAAGUCUCCUGUACCAUAUCUCAGCAAGCGAUUACCUUCUCCUCCAACAAGAGAAGAGCAUAGCGACAAUCACGCGGACCCUUCGAACUUGACCCGGCGAAUGGUUCACAGUGUGCGAAUUGAUCACUCCAUCUCUGGAAGUAGAGGUGCCACCUCUACCUCUACCUCUGCCCUCGACUUUCGCGCCACGGAAGACCGUGUUGUUCCAUCUAUAUGCCUAACAUCAUCCCCGAAACAGUCAAUGUUGAUGGAGAUAAAGUCUUCAGAAAUUGUACGAAAAGCAGAACAAGAUCCCAUCCCUGCUGGACAAUCUUUGAGAAGGAAACCCGACCAAGAACUCGAUCAUGUAGCGGCAUCACUCAUCGAGAGUCCACAGAAACCCGACGCUUCGGGGGGAAUUUUCCUCGUGGCCUCUCAUGGAACCACUACACCCUCUACGACAACUAGAAGCGGGACACAUACAAUUCCAUCUAUCUCGCUUUCUAAGAGCACUCAAGCAAUCGAUGGGCAUCAGUGCACAGAUGGCGGACCAGUCAUUUCGGGAAAAGCGGCUGAGAAAUCUCCUGAGAAGCGAUCGAAACAUAAGAGCCGAACUAAUGAGGAGGUCAGAGCAAAAGAGAAGAGAGAAAGGCAUAAAUCCUCACAUCCGAGACUGGAGGCUAAUGACAUCUCGGGCGAACCGGAACAAUCUAGCUCGGGUCUCAAGAGCAGAGUAAGAAAGAGUUCAUCUCAUUCACAUCGUCGCGCAAGUAGUUGUACACAAGGAAUACCAACCAUCACUGAUAAGGACGGGAAAAGCCUCGACUCAAAAGAAGAGAAACCCUCUGGUUCAUCGUCUCGCCGUAGCGGCGAGAAGAAGAGACACUCAUCAAAAAGUAGCGAGCAAAAGCAUCUAGUCAACUCUGAUGAAGGCAUGAACCGGAAUGAAAAGGUUCGAGCCAAAUCUACUAGAAGCAGGUCGAAAUCAGACGCCUCAAAGGAGAAAGCCUCCCGAGAACUGCAUAGGUCUCAGCGCGCUUCUAUGGCUGCGCCAUCUCAGGCUUCCCACUCAACACCUCGCGAACAGCUCUCCAAAUUGGAUCUUCUAAAGACAAGGGCAUCCAUCUCGAGUUAUUCGCCUCUUGCGGCAUUCCUUGGUACCACCUCAUCAAGCGCAGCAAAUACUCCAGCCACCUGCUCACCGUUACAAAGGCUGCCAUACUCGUUCGAAAAUGCCUUGAAGGGGAGUAAAAUUGAAGAAGAAAACACUUCCAAAACCGAAUCACCCGAGUUUCGCAGUCUAUUUGCGUCAAUGCCUCCUCAAGUUCCCAAGACAAGCACUCAACUGGAUUGCAUCUCACCGACCAAUACCCAAUAUGAUUCGUCCUUUUCCAGCGCGAAAAUUCCAAACGUGGUCACUCAACUUGAAGACGCGGGGUUACCCCAGAAGAGCACGAGUCCUGCGCAGGAAGUCUCGCAUCUUUCUGAUAGCGAAGCAAACAAUUCGGGACGUGAUCAACCUGAGAGUAUUGGUCAACAAUGUGAAGAAUUCAUUGCACUCAAGAAUGGCCAAGAGAUAUCUCGUCAGAUCGUUUCUGAACAGAAAGCUCUGGAAUGCCUUGCCAAAGAAGAAUUGAAGUCUAUGUCAGAUGCGCCUCUGAGAAGGGCAUCUAUUAUGCCGAUCUCAGUCAAAACCUCUUCCUCCGUACUUUCGGAAAACGAAGAUCCAUUGCGAAAGUAUUCAACGGUAUCCUCUGUAUCGACGCAAUGCUCGUCAUUAUUUUCCAAACAGACAUCAGGGAGUCCUACGACACCCCCGUCAUCUCAUUACGCAGAAAUUACGUCAAAAUCAUUUGGUGAAUUUGCGAUGUCAAACAUUUCAAGCACGGAAUUGACCACAGAAGAUCCCAGCAUAGAUGACAUAGAGUCAAAGGAUCGCUCAGAGGCGGGAGAGCUUGAACACAGGGGUGUUCCACUCGAAUCUCUGACCAAGGAUUCUAAUGUAAAUUCAACGGGAUCCGAUUCAAAAGAGACGAAGAGCAAAAAAGAAGAUAAGCUCACGAGUGAAAUUGAUCAAAUCCUUGCCGAGAUCGGGCAAAUUUUUCCAGAACCCCCACAAGAAGACGGACCGGAUGAAUCUCUGAAGAACGAGCGGGAUCGAGGAGUGGAUGUGAUCAAAAGUAUCGGUCCCGACCUCAAAACUAAGGCAGAUGAGAUUGAAAAAACUGCCACAUCACCUCUAAAACUUUCGAAACGUCACCGGUCAAGGACUGACCUCUCAAACCUGGAUCCUAUUUAUGAGGGAGUAAUCGACUCACCUGCAUCUAUGCAAUCGCCAACUACUCUAUAUCCGGUUUUGGAAAGCACUUCCGAGUCGUGUAUGGAGGCAAACCUGCGUGAACACAUGAAGACAUUCGAAAUGACCGACCCGAGAGGGAAAGCCUCCGAACGCCAGUUUUCUAACUUCUACAUGGAUCUUGGUCACUACACCGAUCAUGUCAUUAUGACAACUUCAGACGAAAAGAAAGAUGAUGACGUUCAUUUCGGUGGACAAGAUGUGCGGGAAUAUAACCCACAGAGAUCUAAGUUGACUAUUCAAACUGGCAAGAGCCUUCAAAGGACAUCUGAUCUUAGUUGUGUGACUCCCGCUAUGAGGAUAAGACUUUCGAAUUCCCUGAAGGAAAAGAAUGCGACAUUGGUAGAGGUUGAGGAAGCACAAAAUUCUUCUUCGUGCGUAGUUGAAGGAUUUCCUGAAAGCGGCAGCAACAACACUGUAGGAAUUGCAGAAGAGGACGUGCUGUUCCACGCGAGUCCUGAUCAGGCAAAUAUGGACGACCACUUCGAAUCGGAAACUACUCCACAUGACGACUCCUCUAUAAAAAUAAGUGAUAAGGUUCCGCAAGAUAUAAGUCAAUCGAAUUUAGACGAGAGCGGCACAUCAGCUGAUUCUGCGAAAAUUGACGCGACUCACGAACAAAAACAAAUGCUGGAAGCAAUGACUGGCCAGCGACGUAAGCCUAAAAUAUCGCGACGUGCAACAGAGCCGGGAAUGCGCCCUAAAGAUCAAGCAUCUGACAUAGGGAGUCCCAGUGUGACAGAAAAGGUGCCAAGCGAGGCGGCUGCCGAAAAGGACACUGUGAAAGUCCCGAAGCCGAGGUUUGAACACGCACUUUUGCGACAUCCUAGGAUACUUCAAACAUUGAUUUCUCGCAUGGACUACUUGGACUUUUACACGCUACCUCAGAUCUCUCGCAAGUUACGAUACGGUUUGAAUUCUGGAGAGCCCCGUGAGGUGAUAUUAGAGAGAUACCUAGGAGCUGUUGGAUAUCGCAAAGAGCCUUCCGAAGAAUACAUGUAUUCUACCCAAGGAUAUCAGACGAAGGGACCCUCCGGUGUGCGCACUAACUACCGCCAAACUCUUGGGUCCACGCCUAGUAACUCUUCCAACCCAUUGAGACGAUUGAGGUCUGCUUCUGUUAUCUCCCUGUCUAGUAGACUAAAAGAGCUUCAGAUCAGUCUGAAAGACUUGCAUGCCUACUAUACAGGACUUGAAUUUGGCCCAGAAGAACUUGCAGAGUUGGCGGAUAGAUUAAGAUCGAGCGGUUUGGAUCUGCCAACGUUCAGAAUGAUCCGGGCAUCUACCAGAUCGUAUAACAAAUUGCUAGUUAGAAUCAGAUCUCAGUCAGCUCUCUUGGAGGAGGAAAGUCAGGCACCACGAAGUACGAGUUAUCAUUUAGGAAAACCUCUCCUUCCUAUAUACGCUCUCGGGAAACCAGCGGUAUUCAAAGUUUGGGUCCCUACCGCAGAUUUGUGGAUGUCCCGGGAAGAACUAGUGGAAUGUGAACGGGAGCUAUGGAAGUCAGAAGUUAGACCGUUGAUGAGAAGGGGUGAUGUGUGUCAUAACACUGCCGUAGGCGCCCGCGUAAAUGAAGGUCGAGUUUUGUUCGACGGAAGAUGCUUGCAAGAUCUAGAUAUCACUUGGGAUCAUCUCGGGCACCUUCCUCCAUGGCUCAACAUGUUUAUGUUUCCUCCUUCAUAUUACCACCAUGUGAUCUCAUCAUCUACCACCACCCCGGUCUUUUUCCUAGAUUUGACCGAAUUCAAAGAUCAGAUACAAAGAACUAUGGAACUUUGUAAAGAUAAAGUUCGCGUUCCUACCAAUCAAGUUCAAGUCAUGCGUCGAAACUCUUGCUAUCGAGUUCAGCGAUGGGUCUACAGAUCUGUGGUAAGAGUCACGCCAGGUACAAGAACCUCAGUAGUUGAAGGUUUGAGAGAGUGGGACUCGCCCGACAUGGGUUCUGGUCUGAUACAUAGAGACUGGGUUGGAAAACUAGUCAUCGAAGUCGAGGGAACAACUGAGAAGGCUAGGGAUCUGGUCCAACGAUGUACCAAAGCUUCAGUUGAUAGCUUGAUAUCUGCAGAUAAGAUAUCGUCCUACCGAUUCGCUAGCAAGGAACAGCAACAGGCGAUGCGUGUCAAACUAAGAAGUGCGCAACUUUCCCCGUGGAAAAUUAUCCGUGAAAGGUCAAGGCCAGGGCUCUUAUGGCUUCAAGCUGCCUAUUACGCCAAUGAGGAAGACUUGAUUGAGUGA
Molecule: messenger RNA, 4827 nt
Organism: Melampsora larici-populina 98AG31
Lineage: Eukaryota; Fungi; Basidiomycota; Pucciniomycetes; Pucciniales; Melampsoraceae
Exons: 8
Coding region: 1-4827 (1608 amino acids)
Source: RefSeq, a predicted model, not a curated record